Paramecium sonneborni is the source of this 144-nucleotide messenger RNA. Lineage: Eukaryota; Ciliophora; Oligohymenophorea; Peniculida; Parameciidae. The record is from the annotation of a GenBank genome assembly.
AUGACGAUUUUGAUAUUCAGAUGGUGGUGCUCAAAAUAGGAAAAUGUACGACUUACCUUGUCACUUUGUAGUAUUUAACCAAUUGAAGUGGAAAGUCUGAGAUUCAGAGUUUAAGGAAAAAAGAAGGAAGUUGAAGGAAAAUGA